This is a messenger RNA of Phoenix dactylifera (date palm), 978 nucleotides long. RefSeq names its product putative protein phosphatase 2C-like protein 44. NCBI's taxonomy places the organism in Eukaryota, Viridiplantae, Streptophyta, Magnoliopsida, Arecales, Arecaceae. The record is from RefSeq and is a predicted model, not a curated record.
AUGGCUAUAAAGGUUCUUCUUCGAAAGUUCAGGGCAAUUAGAUUGAGAAGAUUUGCUACAAAGGCAAUUAAGGACAAAAAGGAAGCAAAGAAAAGGGGAACUUGGGUGGGCAUUUCGCAUGGUUUUCAUGUAAUUGAAAGGGAUGGUAACCCUGAAGGUUCUGUGCUUGCGCAAAGAGAGCAAAUAGAACGUUCGGAGAUGUGGUUAUUUGGAGCCUUCGAUCAGAAAAUGGGAUGUGGAAUCACAAAAUAUUUGCAGUCACAUCUCUUUGACAAGAAACUUAAUGAGUAUCAAAUUCGAAGAAAAGCCAAAAAGACGAUGAGGAAGGCCUAUAUUUCUACAAGGGCAAAGGUUCAUAAAGGAGAGAAAGAAAAUGAGAUUGGAGGAUCCACAACUGUGCUUGUUAUGAAUAGAAGGCAAUUUGUGGCAGCAUCUUUUGGUGGAUACAAAGCUAUAGUGUGUAAGGAUGGCGUGGCCGCACAAAUAGGUGGGAAACAUCAUCGAAGAGCAAUAAAGGGACAAUGGUCAUUCUCAGACAUGUUAUGUGCUGCAAGUGGUGGAGACCAUAAGCCUCCAAAGGACUUGCAACUUGUUGUCAUUGCACAAAAUGUGGAACCUGAUAUGGACUUUAUCAUACUUGCAAGCAAUGGCGUAUGGGAGGUGAUGAGAUACCAGGAAGCUGUGGACUUGAUAAGCCACAUUGAAAAUGCUCAAAUGGCAGCUGAAUGUUUGGCCGAGGAGGCACUUUGUAGAAUGAGCAAAUCCGCCAUCUCCUGCAUUGUGAUUCGCUUUCAUUGACAAAUGAUUCUUUCCCUUCUUACUUUCCCCAUAUGACAUGAAAUACUAUCAUGCAUAACUAUUUUGUGCUCGGGAGAAGGCAGAGAGAGAGAGACAGAGAGAGAUUCUUAGAGGAACAAAUUUAGAUAUUGAAGAAUAUGUAGUAUGAGCAGAUGUUGACGUUGUAUGCUUGUGUACAUC